AUGACUAAACGAGAUAAGGAGAGAGAGGGACUACUGGAGAACAUGACCAGUGAGGUGGAGACCAGUAAAAGACAACUGGAGUCACUGGAAAAGGAACUGCAGGACAGGAACAGUCAACUACAGGACCUGAGAACCCAACUACAAGAACAAGAUCCAGAUCCUCCUCAUGUCAGGAGAAGAAACAGUAUGGAGAGGUAUGAACCAAACAUGUGUGUUGCAGUGGGAGGUCCAGCGCCCCCAGUGUCUCCUGCUGUGUCUGAGCUGAGGCUGGUGCUGCUGGGGGGGAGCACAGCUGGGAAGAGGGCAGCAGGAAACACCAUCCUGGGCACAGAGGAGUUUGGGAGGCAGGCCAGCACACUCACACCCACACACACAUCCGCAGAGACCCAGCACAGUGAGAGCAGAGAGGGGGAGGUGGCUGGGAGACGGGUGACCGUGGUGGAAACUCCAGACUGGUUCUGCAGUGGACUCUCUGAGAAGGACCUGAGACAGGACGUGGGGCGUUGUGUCCGUCUGUCUGCCCCAGGACCUCACGCCUUCCUCCUGGUGAUUCCAGUGGAGCCGUCUGAAGGAGUGGAGAGGAAGAUGCUGGAGAAAAUGGAGGAUAUGUUUGGGGAGGGCUGUUGGGGACACACACUGAUCCUCUUCACCCAUGCUGAGGGGAUGAGAGAGAGGAGUGUGGAGGAGUUGCUCCAGACAGGGAGCCAGGAGCUCCAGCAGCUGGUAGAGAAAUGUGGGAACAGGUGUCACCUUGUCAACGUUAAGGACAUGCCUGAUGACACUAAGAUCACACAGCUGCUAGAGAAGAUAGAAGAGAUGGUGUCAGGAAACAGAGAGAGAUUCUACAGCAGUGAGACCUACCAGGAGGCAGAGAAACAGCUCAGAGAGAUAGAGAGAAUAAUACAGAAAGAGCGAGAGGUGGAGGAGAGGAAACUGAGGGAGGAGAGAGAGAGAAGAGAGGAACUUGAUAAAAAUGUUCAGGAGUCUCUGAAGAUGAUGGAGGGAGAGAUUCAACAGCAUGAAGGAGAAAUUAGAAGAAACAUCAGCAUCACCAAGGAGAAGAUGGAGGGAGAGUUCAACAGACAUAUGGAGGAGAAGAACAGAGAGAUGGAGGGACUGCUGGACACUGUACAGAAACUCAGUCGUUUGGUGGAGGAGGCUGACGAGCAGAGAUCUCUUCAGAGUUGA
This is a messenger RNA of Clupea harengus (Atlantic herring), 1188 nucleotides long. Its product is annotated as GTPase IMAP family member 7-like. The transcript is spliced from 4 exons. The coding region runs from base 1 to 1188 and encodes 395 amino acids. The record is from RefSeq and is a predicted model, not a curated record. Gene Ontology annotation, molecular function: GTP binding. Lineage: Eukaryota; Metazoa; Chordata; Actinopteri; Clupeiformes; Clupeidae.